AUGUCGUCUAUUAUUGGCGACGCCGCCUCGUCAAUAGAUGGUUCAUUCGAUUGGUUCAUCUUCAGAAAUGUUGGACCCUCGAGCCAGUCGGAUUCUAUCAGGCCCUUAGCCGUUGUGCCACAAGUUGCUAAGUCUGCCGGGUUUGUAGAAGUGUCAACAGAUCAAAGAGUAUAUUUACCCCUAAAGGAUUUGCAGGAAACCCACCCAUUUUCACACCUUCAUCUCCUAUUCCCAGCCCAGCAGCUUACCAAGAAUGUAUCGAAGGGAUAGCAAAAACAAAUGAACGUGUUGUUGCAAGCUUAGCGAUACAGAAUCUCCCAAAAUGUCAUCCAGAAGUAUUUGAAGGGGAUGCAACUCUAUUCCAUCCAUGGAAAAAAUCAUUCAAUGCUAUGAUUCAUGAUGCAAACUUAAAUCCUAACCAAGAAAUGGCUUAUCUCAGAAACUACACCAAAGGCAAAGUUCGAGAACUAGUGGACAACUACAGGAAAAGACAACAAAGUGAUCCCGUAAUCACUCUUCGUGACCUCUGGACUGAAAUGGGAAGCUAA
Molecule: messenger RNA, 548 nt
Organism: Paramuricea clavata
Lineage: Eukaryota; Metazoa; Cnidaria; Anthozoa; Malacalcyonacea; Plexauridae
Source: the annotation of a GenBank genome assembly